Molecule: messenger RNA, 6828 nt
Organism: Acipenser ruthenus (sterlet)
Lineage: Eukaryota; Metazoa; Chordata; Actinopteri; Acipenseriformes; Acipenseridae
Product: 5'-3' exoribonuclease 1-like
Exons: 43
Coding region: 357-5633 (1758 amino acids)
Biological process (GO): rRNA catabolic process; nuclear-transcribed mRNA catabolic process
Cellular component (GO): nucleus
Molecular function (GO): RNA binding; 5'-3' RNA exonuclease activity
Source: RefSeq, a predicted model, not a curated record
UAUUUUGAUAACUCGAAAGCACGGAGAGACAUUAUAUCUGUUACACGCGAACAUAACGAAACAAAUAGAUAUUUAAAAUCCAAAAUGGUUUUAAGUUGGUAUAGAUUAUUAGAUUUGUGGAGAGAUUUAUUUAAACUGGUCGAUGAAAUUAUAGUGCAUUUAUUUUAGUGGUGUAAUUAUAGGAACGGAUUGUUUGUGUUACGUCACUGAAGUCGAAUUUACCGUCCGGACUUCUUCCUGCUGAUACAGAAAAAAAAACCCGUAGUAAUAGCUUCUUUGAUUGAAACUCGAUAGUUUCCUUUUAAAAAAAAAAGGUUUUUAUUUUUAUUGGCACGUAAGAAGAAUUGCUGCUAAAGAUGGGGGUACCGAAAUUUUACCGGUGGAUUUCGGAACGAUAUCCUUGCCUAAGUGAAGUUGUCAAGGAACAUCAGAUUCCAGAGUUUGAUAACCUGUAUUUGGAUAUGAACGGUAUCAUCCAUCAGUGCUCUCACCCAAAUGACGAAGAUGUGCAUUUUCGAAUCUCGGAAGAGAAAAUAUUUGCAGAUAUUUUCCACUAUUUGGAAGUGCUCUUCCGCAUCAUUAAGCCCAUGAAGGUUUUCUUUAUGGCUGUUGAUGGUGUAGCCCCAAGAGCAAAAAUGAACCAGCAGCGUGGGAGGCGCUUCAGGUCAGCAAAAGAAGCAGAAGACAAAAUCAAGAAGGCCUUAGAAAAGGGUGAGACUCUUCCUACAGAGGCCAGAUUUGACUCUAACUGCAUUACCCCAGGGACUGGGUUCAUGGCCAGGCUACAAGAGCAAUUAAAGUAUUUUGUAAACAGCAAGAUUUCUACAGACAAAUCAUGGCAGGGGGUGCAUGUUUACCUGUCAGGUCAUGAGACUCCAGGUGAAGGAGAACACAAAAUCAUGGAGUUCAUUAGAUCAGAAAAAGCAAAGCCUGAUCAUGACCCCAAUACCAGACACUGUCUUUAUGGGUUGGAUGCUGAUCUGAUUAUGCUUGGAUUAACAAGCCAUGAGCCACACUUUUGUCUUCUAAGAGAGGAAGUUCGUUUUGGUGGCAAAAAAUCACAGAAAAGAAUUACUGCCCCGGAAGAAACGACAUUUCACUUAUUGCACUUGUCACUAAUGAGAGAAUAUAUUGACUAUGAAUUUUCAGCUGUGCGAGGUAAAAUUUCUUUUGAGUAUGACCUUGAACGGAUAAUUGACGACUGGGUAUUAAUGGGGUUUCUUGUGGGCAAUGAUUUUAUACCUCAUCUACCUCAUUUCCAUAUCAACCAUGAUGCACUGCCACUGCUCUACAGAACCUACAUUAGUGUCUUGCCAAAACUGGAGGGCUACAUUAAUGACAAUGGAAACCUAAACCUGGUGAACUUUGAGAAAUAUCUUGAAAAACUGUCAGAGUAUGACCGUGAACACUUCAAUGAAGUCUUUGUAGAUCUGAAAUGGUUUGAGAGUAAGGUGGGCAAUAAAUACCUUAAUGAGGCAGCAGGUACUGCAGCAGAAGAAGAAAGAAAUCGGAAUCGUAAGCAGAAGAAACAGGUAGAUUCUCUCUGUUUAGCUGCUUUGGAUGGAAAUAAAGAAGUUGAUGGCGCUCCUACCAAAGAUUUCCCUGAUGAUGACCAUGAGGAUGAAGACCUGUUUGAGACAGAAUUCAGACAAUAUAAAAGGUCCUAUUACAUGACCAAAAUGGGUGUUGAAGUAGUAUCCGAUGAGUUCCUGGCUGGUCAGGCAGAGUGUUAUGUCCUUGCCAUACAGUGGAUUUUGCACUACUAUUACCAUGGAGUCCAGUCCUGGAGCUGGUAUUAUCCUUAUCAUUAUGCACCUUACCUGUCAGAUAUCAGGAAUUUUAGCAAGAUGAAGCUCCUGUUUGAUAUGGGAAAACCAUUCCUGCCCUUUGAGCAGUUGCUUGGAGUCCUCCCGGCAGCCAGUAAAGACCUGCUUCCCAAGGGCUAUCAGGACUUAAUGAUAUCAGAAGACUCUCCUAUCAUAGAAUAUUACCCACUUGAUUUCAAAACGGAUCUGAAUGGCAAGCAGCAGGAAUGGGAGGCUGUGGUUUUGAUUCCAUUUAUUGAUGAGAAACGCCUACUGGCCGCUAUGGAACCCAAUAGCAAGUUGUUGACCAUGGAUGAAAAGAAGAGAAAUCGGCACAGUGAGUGUGCUGUGUACUUCUACGAUAAGGACAUAGAAUUCCUGUAUCCCUCACCACUGCCAGACAAAUUCCCUCCUCUUGUGAAAUGUCAUGCAAGGUACAAGACGAUACCCAUGGAUGCUUGGCAUGUAGAUCUUACCUAUGUUGCAAAUAAAGUUUGUAACAGUGACAUGUAUUUCUGUGGCUUCCCUACACUGAAGCAUAUAAAACACAAGUUUUACAAGAAGAAGAACAGUGUGCAGGUGUUCCAGCAGAGCAGUCGUGGUGAGAGCAUGAUGCUGGAAAUCAUGCCUAGUGAUGAAGAUGUGCCAAGAUGUGAGGAUGUUGCGUCUUUGGUCCUUGGUAAAUCUGUGUUUGUGAACUGGCCCCAUUUGGAGGAAGCUCGGGUUGUUGCUGUCUCUGAUGGAGAAACAAAGUUUUUUUUGGAGGAGCCACUUGGGGAGCAGAAGCUUUAUACAGGGAAAAUGGUUCCACCCACAAAAGUGGUUUACCUGAGCGACAAAGAACAGAACACUUGGCUAAAAGAAGUGCAAGGCAUUUCAGAAUUUUAUAACAGAAGAAAAGGAAUCGUUAUAAAUGAAACGGCUGUGCUCCUCUUUGCCCAGCUGCUGACGGGUCGGAAGUACAUGUUGAAUCAGAACGGGGAAGUUCACCUGGAGAAGCAGUGGUCGAAGCAGAUUAUUCCUUUUGUUUACCAAGCUGUUGUUAAGGAUAUUGUAUCAUUUGAUUCUAGUUUCUCCCAUUUCAAAACAAUUGAUGAGUUGUUCUCUCCUGAAACCACAGUCUUCAUGCUUGGAAAUCCAUAUUAUGGAUGCAUGGGCAAGACACAAGUGUCCUCUGAUGUUAUCAGAGAAGGAAGAAUUCGGGUUGUUUUCACCAUUCCUUGUGAACCGCAGCUUGAUGCCUUGAUACAGAACCAGCAUAAAUAUUCUGUAAGGUAUAACCCCGGGUAUGUUUUGGCAAGUCGUCUUGGAAUCACUGGAUACCUUGUCUCCAGAUUUUCAGGAAGUAUCUUUAUUGGGAGAGGUUCCAAAAGAAACCAACAUGGAGAACAGAAAGUUAACGUUGGACUAAACCUGAAGUUUAACAAGAAAAAUGAAGAGGUACCUGGGUAUACAAAAAAGUCUGGGAACGAAUGGCUGUAUUCAGUUGCUGUUGAAGAGCUAUUGGCAGAGUAUGUGGAAAGGUUCCCUGAAGUUUUCAGCUAUGUUUCCAAAAACAGUCACGAUGACGUGUUCUAUGAGGAUGAUAUCUGGCCUGGAGAGGAAGAGAAUGGAGCAGAAAGGGUUCAUGAAAUUACAGCCUGGCUGAAGGCGCAUGCAGUUAGCUCAUCAUCCAGAGCCUCCUGUGAUCAGCAGAUACUGGACACACUGAUCGUGGAGAAGAUUGAAGAAGAACUGGAAAAGUGCAAGCAAACAAGAAGCAAUAAGAAAGUGAGAGUCACUGUGAAGCCACAUUUGUUGUUUAGACCCUUGGAGCAGCACCAUGGAGUGAUUCCUGACAAGGACGCCGAGUAUCAUUUGUUCGACCGGGUUGUGAAUGUCAGAGAGAGCUUCUCUGUUCCUCUGGGGCUCCGAGGCACUGUGAUAGGAAUCAAAGGAGCUGAAAGAGAAGCUGAAGUUCUGUACGAAGUGUUGUUUGAUAAAGAAUUUGCAGGUGGACUUACAAUAAGGUGUUCUCCAGGCCGGGGAUACCGACUCCCACCAAGUGCCUUAGUUAAUCUGACGCAUGGUAGCCGACUGGAAAACGGAUUUCAGAAACUGACUGCCAUAGUGAAACCACAGCCAGCGUCUGCUUCCGAGCACAGCACCUACUCAGCAACCGCUCAGAAAGUGCAGAUCGGAGGCCUCAACCAUUCUCCACGUUCACCUUUUGUGCCCACCCAGCAGCUGAAUGGUGGAAAGCAGCACUAUGAUCUCAGGGCAGAAAACCAUGCGAACCGGCACUCUCCACAGAAAGCAUUCAGUCAGAAGACUGCACAGAAGAGCCAUGCUAAAGAGGAUGAGUUUUCAAAUGUGUGGCAGUCAUUGCAGGGUUCAGGGAACCCUCACAAUCCUCCACAGCACUGGCAAGAGAAUUCAAAUAAAUAUGGAUCAGGACAUCAAUCCCAUAACAGUGUUAAGGGACAGCAGAGACAGAAACAGGAAUAUCUAGACCAGCAGGGGUAUUCAAGAAAAUUCAAAGAAGAUGUCAGGAGUCAGCAGAAUGAAGCCCAAGAGCAGAGUUCUGGUGGCAGUGAGAGGCAGAAUAUCCGAGUCCUGAAACGGAAUGAAGAUUAUAAUGCAGACUCUACUGCCCAUCCCUCGGGCUCAGUGCACACUCCUUCAAGGAAGGCACCCACUGAGUUUGAAGAGUUGAUAGCUAAUUUGAAGAUUUCCAAAGGAAAUGAGGCCCAGCCAGCUCAGACCAAAGAGGAAUUGUCGAAUGAAGAGCCAUUGUCUCCUCAGUCAUUUGCAAUGAAGGGGACGCUAAUGCUUAAAGAGAUGUUAAAGAUCGAUAGUUCAAGCUCUGUGCCAGCUGAUAAAGACAAGCAGUCAUCUACUGAGGCAGCAUACCCAGCCAAUACCACCGCUCACCAUUCUAGGAGAAGAUCCACCAAAAAGCUUGCCGCCCACAUCAACAAUCCUCAUGUAGCUGGAGCCCCACAGCAUGGGCAGGGAUCAGAGACCUCUGUCCAGCACCAUGGACCUCCCCAGCCCCCAGUGCCUACAGUGGUAACGGAGCUGUCCCGCAUUUGUGCCAGCCUAGGAAUGUCACAGCCAGAAUUCGGCUAUCUUAGAACGCCGCAGGGUAUGACUGUGUGUCAGGUGAAAUUGUCAAGUGGUUUACUAGUGCAUGGACCUCAGUGCCAAUCGGAAAAUGAAGCAAAAGAAAAAGCUGCAUUGUUUGCUUUACAGCGGCUGAGCUCUGUUGGGUCCGGGUUCCCUCUGCCUCAACACAUGUUCUCAACUCUUCAACAGAUCAGAACUGCUCUCCCGACUGGCCCUAUCCCCUCUGUCUUUGGCCAGCUCCCUGGGAAUUUAAUGAUGCACCCUACUCCCCAUGGUUAUGGCCCAAUGCAUUGGGGAGCUCCAGUUCAGGUCCAUGGACAGCCAUUCUAUCUGGGCCCAUACCAAGGAAAUAGACAUCCAGCUUCUACCAUGCCUAUUGGAACACACAACCAGUUUGUGCCACUGCAGGUCACAAAGAAAAGAGCCACUGGCAAGAAGAAUUACGAAACCAGGGAAUAUAAUAACUCUCAGUAUGUGAGAUCCCAGAAAAACGAACAAGCAGUGAAGUCUGAAGCAGCGGACGUUGCUCCCCAGAUGACCACUGCUCCUCCUGCCCCUGUAGCUUCUCCUCAGGCUUCACUGGCUGCUCAGGAACACAAAGACAAGCAGGGCCCUUCCACUCCAAGACAGAAACCAAAUCCAACCACACCAGGCUCCUCCGCUAAACGGAGACCAAGAAAACUGGCAGUAAACUUUGAUGCAGCAAAAGUGUCUGAAUAAUAACUGUGUUAGAAACUGGGCUACGUAUGUGUUUUUUUUUGUUUUAUUAUUAUUAUUAUUAUUAUUAUUAUCAUUGUGAUUUUAUUAGUAAACAAGGACUGCAGGCAGGUUACGUUGAAAACUAUCAUUUUUUCCAAGUGAAAUCACUUGGUUCCACAACCCAUUCAAUUUAUUAUCACUGUAUACUUCAUCUGGCAAUUUUAAACACGUUCACUGUUUUCGGAAAUGUAAUCAUCACAUUUACACUUUAAGUAAAUGCACUGCAGAGCACUUGUUGUGUCUGGGAAUUAAGCCUUUGUUUUGCUGAAGAUCAUUUAUGUGUCUUUAAUUUGUGGCACGCUUGCUACUACCAUUAUUUUAAUCCAACUGCUGCUAGUAGCUUGUAUGUGGUGUGUGUUUUUUUUUUUUUUUUUUUUAAAUCGACAAAACCAUCAGUUUUAGAGUUGCUUUAAAGGUUUCAAUGUGUUUCUGAAUUUUAAAAAAGUGGAGCCUAAUAGUUCAAGUCCUGCAGACCCCAAGAUGAAUUAUGAUCUAGGUCUGCCCACAAACAAGGGGACUGAUGUACUUCUAAGUUUCUGAUCAUUGUAUUGCCUUAACAGCUCUUGUGCGACACUUCCAUUGAUGACCGACACAGUACUUGCACAUGGGUCAAGAUUUUAAUUUUUUUUAAAAGUCAUUUUUUGGUUUAUUAAGUGGCCUACUAAAAUUAAAUCGACAGAUGCAGAUUUCUGGAGUGGAAUUUUUACAUGGAAGCAGAAUAUUUUCUUGAAGUCUAGAUCUGGAAUUGUUGCUUGCCUUUGUUAACGAUAUCUGUCGGUGUCAUAAAUUACAUUAUGUUCUCCAGCGUCCCCCUUUCUCUUUGUGGUGGUGUUAUUAGUUUUUCAUAUUUCUACAGUGUUCUGUAUAUGAACCGUUGCCAUAUUUAAUUUUACACUGGAACCAUGGGGGAGUGGAUUAAAUGUUUUUUUUUUGGGGGGGGGGGGGGGGGGGUUUGUUCUGUUUUUAAAUUAAAUCCCAAGUAAAGUGCUGGUAUUUUAUAAAAGGCUGCUGUUUUAAGACCUUAUUUGUUAAUAGAUGCACCCCUUGUAAUUUUGAAUUUUAACUUUUUUCUUAAACCUCUCCUCCUGGAAGGAGACUUAAUACAUGUUUUUUUUUUUACUUUUUCUUUCAAAAACAAUAAAUAUUUUUGCUUUAA